This is a messenger RNA of Paramuricea clavata, 693 nucleotides long. Lineage: Eukaryota; Metazoa; Cnidaria; Anthozoa; Malacalcyonacea; Plexauridae. The record is from the annotation of a GenBank genome assembly.
AUGAGUUGCCUUGUUAAUGGAACACCAUCAACUCUUUUGACUGUGGAGACAAAUGAUGACGUUGUCACUCCUGAAACUAUUGGAAAUGAUGUAGGUCCACCUACUGAUAAUUCAUCUGAAGAUACUGUAUAUAGCGAUUCUACUGAAACAAGCAGUUUUUUAACCAUUGGUGAACAACAAGAACUAGAUGCUGUAAGAAAUCAGCUCUCUGCUGAAGACCAAUGUCUUGGCCCACAGUUGAAGAUCAGCCAUUAAAUGGAUACCAAAUCCAAUAUCUUGCAACCAUGGCAUUUCCUACACUAUUCCCUGAUGGAAAGGGAGACCCAACAAAUCAAGCACUACAAAGAAAUGUUCCUCUUUCUGAGCGAAUCAAGUGAGGUAAGACGACAAAAUGUUAUUAACAAUCCCCAUGUCGUAGAUUGGUUUUUUACCCAAAGAUUAGAAAGUUUUGUAAAACACUGGCUCUAUGAUACUCUUGGUGCAAAAUGGUACUGGUUUCGAUAUGAAUACCAAGGUAGAGGUAGUAUCCAUUGUCAUGGUACUGCUAAACUAAAUAAUGACCCAGGUUUGUGUCAACUUACUCAGACUGCUUUGAAAGGUUUCUUAGCUCAAAAAUUUAAAGAUGAAAAUGAUUGUUCUGACACAACUGAACUAGACCAGGAUAUUGAAGCUGGUAAGAAAGCAGCUGACACA